This is a messenger RNA of Equus quagga, 1140 nucleotides long. It is a transcript of the gene GFI1B, whose product is annotated as growth factor independent 1B transcriptional repressor. Gene Ontology annotation, biological process: central nervous system development; regulation of transcription by RNA polymerase II. The transcript has 7 exons. The record is from RefSeq and is a predicted model, not a curated record. The coding region runs from base 49 to 1140 and encodes 363 amino acids. Gene Ontology annotation, cellular component: nucleus. Gene Ontology annotation, molecular function: RNA polymerase II cis-regulatory region sequence-specific DNA binding; DNA-binding transcription factor activity, RNA polymerase II-specific. NCBI's taxonomy places the organism in Eukaryota, Metazoa, Chordata, Mammalia, Perissodactyla, Equidae.
GGUCCCGGACGGCAGACCUGGGCAAGAGGGGUGGGACUCACACCGAAGAUGCCACGCUCCUUCCUUGUGAAGAGCAAGAAGGCUCACACCUACCACCAGCCCCGUGUGCAGGAGGAUGAACCGGUCUGGUCUCCUGCCCUUAGCCCCGUUGUCAGGGACCAGGUCCUGAGCAACGACCCUGUCCUCAGCACCCUGUUCCCAAACCAGUGCCUGGACUGGACUGAUCUCAAACGGGAGCCGGGGCUGGAGCUGGACCCAAGCUUGGCCAGGAUGUCAUCAGCACCAGAGGGCUCCGUUGUGAUGUCCCGACCCCAGGAUGGGGACUUGCCACCCUCUGACUCACCCCCGUUCUAUAAGCCCAGCUUCUCCUGGGAUGCCCUGGCCUCGUCCUACAGCCACAGCUACCGGCAGGCCCCCUCCACCAUGCAGUCGGCCUUCCUGGAACGCUCUGUCAGCCUGUACGGCAGCCCCCUGGUGCCCAGCACCGAGCCGCCCCUGGACUUCAGCCUCCGCUACUCGCCGGGCAUGGACGCGUACCACUGCCUCAAGUGCAACAAGGUAUUCUCCACCCCACAUGGCCUCGAGGUGCAUGUCCGCCGCUCCCACAGCGGGACCCGGCCCUUCGCCUGUGACGUCUGUGGCAAAACAUUUGGUCACGCCGUGAGCCUGGAGCAGCACACGCAUGUUCACUCCCAGGGGAUCCCGGCCGGGUCCAGUCCUGCGCCCAGCUUGGCAGUCCCGGGUCGCGAGGCCCCGCCCGAGCCUGAUCCCCCGGGGCCGCGUUUCCUCCGGCAGGAGCGCAGCUUCGAGUGCCGGAUGUGCGGCAAGGCCUUCAAGCGCUCGUCCACGCUGUCCACCCACCUGCUCAUCCACUCGGACACGCGGCCCUACCCCUGCCAGUUCUGCGGCAAGCGCUUCCACCAGAAGUCGGACAUGAAGAAGCACACCUACAUCCACACGGGUGAGAAGCCACACAAGUGCCAGGUGUGCGGGAAGGCCUUCAGCCAGAGCUCCAACCUCAUCACCCACAGCCGGAAGCACACGGGCUUCAAGCCCUUCAGCUGCGAGCUGUGCGCCAAGGGUUUCCAGCGCAAGGUAGACCUGCGGCGGCACCGCGAGAGCCAGCACAACCUCAAGUGA